Toxotes jaculatrix (banded archerfish) is the source of this 2928-nucleotide messenger RNA. RefSeq names its product aminopeptidase N-like. Lineage: Eukaryota; Metazoa; Chordata; Actinopteri; Toxotidae. The transcript is spliced from 21 exons. Gene Ontology annotation, biological process: peptide catabolic process; proteolysis. Bases 16 to 2928 code for a protein of 970 amino acids. The record is from RefSeq and is a predicted model, not a curated record. Gene Ontology annotation, molecular function: zinc ion binding; peptide binding; metalloaminopeptidase activity. Gene Ontology annotation, cellular component: cytoplasm.
AUACAGGCAGACAACAUGGGGAAGGGUUUCUUUAUCAGUAGAGCUGUUGGGAUAGUGGCUAUCAUCCUGUGUGCAGGGGCACUGGCAACUAUCAUAGCUCUGUCUGUUGUUUACUCACAGGAAAAGGCUAAAAACAACAAUCAUGUCUCACCAACAAAUGCAGGAACAACCAAACCCCCCACUACAACGCCUACGUCGCCUACGUCGCCUGCCCCAUCCAAUGAACCCUGGGACAAGUAUCGCCUUCCCAAGAGCCUGGUGCCGGACCACUAUAAUGUCACCCUGUGGCCACGACUGACUCGAAAUGAGACAACUGGACUCUUCAUCUUUACUGGUGAUUCCAGUGUGGAGUUUGAGUGUGCUGAGGAGACUGACCUGAUUCUUAUCCACUCUAAUAAGCUGAACUACACCACACUUGAGAAUGGCCAACUGGCGAAUCUCAUCGCAGUUACUGGUGGAGUCAAAGCUCCCUCAAUCAAGUCUUCCUGGCUCCAGCCUGUGACUCAGUACCUGGUCCUACAGCUGGACGGUAAACUCAUGAAGGGCCACAGGUACCACCUCCACACUAUCUUUACUGGAGAGCUGGCUGAUGACCUGGGAGGCUUCUAUAGAAGCGAAUACAAGGAGGAUGGAGUGGAUAAGGUUGUUGCUACAACUCAGAUGCAGCCAACAGAUGCCAGGAAGGCUUUCCCUUGUUUUGAUGAGCCAGCUAUGAAAGCCAUUUUCCAUGUCACUCUUAUCCACGACCAUGGAACCGUAGCCCUGUCCAAUGGCAUGGAAAAAGAAUCAAACAACGUCACUAUUGACGGCCAUAGUGUGCAGAAGACGGUCUUUGAGCCAACGGAGAAAAUGUCCACCUACCUACUGGCAUUCAUUGUCAGCGACUAUAGCUUCAUCCAUAACACCAUUGAUGGAGUUUUGAUCCGUAUCUUUGCUCGGAGGCCUGCUAUUGCUGCUGGACAAGGACAGUAUGCCCUCAACAAAACUGGACCAAUCCUUAAGUUCUUUGAGCAGUAUUACAAUUCCAGCUACCCUCUGCCCAAAUCUGAUCAGAUCGCUCUACCAGACUUUAAUGCUGGAGCCAUGGAGAACUGGGGUCUGAUCACAUACAGGGAGACAGCACUGCUCUAUGAUGAAACAUUCUCCUCCAACUCCAACAAGCAAAGGAUUGCUACCAUCAUCGCUCAUGAACUGGCUCACAUGUGGUUUGGUAAUCUGGUGACCCUAAGGUGGUGGAAUGACUUGUGGCUGAACGAAGGCUUUGCGUCUUACGUUGAGUACCUGGGAGCACAUGAGGCUGAACCCGACUGGAAUGUGAAAGACCUUAUCGUGCUCAGUGAUGUCCACAGGGUGUUUGCUGUUGAUGCCCUGGCCUCCUCUCACCCUCUGUCCUCUAAUGAAGAGGACAUCCAGAGACCGGCACAGAUCAGUGAGCUGUUUGAUGCCAUUUCAUACAGCAAGGGUGCAUCUGUUCUGAGAAUGUUGUCGGACUUCCUGACUGAAGAAGUCUUCAGAAUGGGACUCAGGACCUACCUGGCUGAAUUUGCGUUUGGGAAUGCAGUGUACACCGACCUGUGGAAGCAUUUGCAAAUGGCUGUCGAUGCUAAUGGCACUCAAUUACCUGACACUGUCCACAACAUCAUGAACACCUGGGUGCUGCAGAUGGGCUUCCCUGUGGUUACCAUAAAUACCAACACUGGGGUCAUAACCCAGAAACACUUUCUCCUGGAUCCAGACUCUGUCGUCACAACUCCAUCUCUCUUCAACUAUGAAUGGAUUGUUCCAAUCAGGUGGAUGAAGACUGGAGUUACACAGGCACCACAGUGGCUAACGGAAACAUCAGUCACAAAUGAUGCGAUGAAGACAUCAGGGAAUGACUGGGUGCUGGCCAACCUCAAUGUUGUGGGUUACUACAGAGUCAACUAUGAUCAAGAAAACUGGGACAGACUGCUGAAUGCUCUGAAUAACAGUCAUGAGCUUAUUCCAGUGAUCAACAGAGCUCAGUUGGUGGAUGAUGCCUUCAACCUGGCCAGAGCAGAGAUCAUCCCUACAGUGCUGGCCCUCAGCACCACCAAGUACCUGAACAAAGAGAGAGAGUAUAUGCCCUGGGAGUCAUCUCUGAGCAACCUGGACUUCUUCUACCUCAUGUUUGACCGCAGCGAGGUUUAUGGUCCCAUGCAGGAUUAUCUGAGGAAACAGGUCACCCCUCUGUUUGAAUACUACAAGACGCUGACUGACAACUGGAGCAAAGUACCUGAUGGACACAUGGACCAGUAUAAUCAGGUGAAUGCUAUCAGCCUCGCUUGCAGGACAGGCCUCGAGGAAUGCCAAAAUCUAACCAAGACAUGGUUCAAUCAGUGGAUGGACACAAAUAACAACAGGAUCCACCCCAACCUGCGGUCCACUGUGUACUGUAACGCCAUUGCAGCAGGUGGCUCUAAAGAGUGGGAGUUUGCCUGGUCACAGUUUCAGAAUGCCACCAUUGCUAUUGAAGCUGACAAACUCCGCUCUGCCCUGGCCUGCACAAAGGAACCGUGGCUGCUCAACAGGUACCUGGAGUACACUCUGGAUCCAAACAUGAUCCGAAAGCAGGAUGCUACCUCCACCAUUGUCUACAUUGCCAACAACGUGAUUGGUCAGUCUCUGGCGUGGGACUUCGUCAGGGCUCGGUGGUCAUACAUUUUCACACAGUACGGUGGUGGCUCGUUCUCCUUCUCCAACCUCAUCAAUGGAGUCACAAAGCGCUUUUCCACGGAAUUUGAGCUUCAACAGCUGAAACAGUUUAAGACAGACAACGCUGAGGUCGGGUUCGGCUCCGGUACCCUGGCAGUGGAUCAGUCCAUAGAGAAAACCACCGCCAAUAUAAAAUGGAUUUCAGAGAACAAGAAGAAUGUUCUGGACUGGUUCACAGCUGAAGCAAAGUCCUAA